UAUUGAAAAAGAUGAUAUAAAAUGGGUUGGUGACUAUGAAAUGUUGAGUAUUCCAAGCCUGACCUCUAACCAUGGGGUUAAUGUGGAUUUCCUUGCUGUUGCUCGUUGCAACCGUAUGUGGUGAAGCAGAAAAACCUUUUAAAGGGGACAAAGUCAUUCGUGUAACGCCAAAAGAUGAGAGAGAACUGGCUGUUGUAUCUGGUCUCGAGGAUCACCCCACGAUCAAGGUCAGCUUUUGGAAGGACGCAUUUCGCCCAGGUAUGGAUGCAGAUAUUCAUGUCCCUGCCAAGCACUACAGCGCUUUGGUGAAAUAUCUUCAUGGGGAAGGAAUCAAGUUUGUCAUUCAGAUCUUUGAUGUGCAAACUGAGGUGGAGAUGGAAGAAGUCAACCUUGGAAGGGCUGGAGGUUUCUUCUCAAACUAUCAGAGGCUUAAUGCGAUUAAUGAUGAGUUAAGAAAACUAGCCAACCAGCCGUCUAGUGUCCAGAGAAGAGUGUUCAGCGUUGGCAACUCUUACCAAGGAAGACCACAGAAUGCUAUUGAGAUUAAAGGAAAAUCUUUCAGCAACAAACCAGUGUUCUUCAUGAACUGUGGUAUUCACGCCAGAGAAUGGAUUUCACCAGCGACAUGCAUGUACAUCAUAAGCCAGUUUGUUAAUAAAUACGGAAAGGACGCAAGUGUAACGCAAGUGUUGGACAAAAUGGAUUUCGUAAUCAUGCCAGUAUUGAACGUGGAUGGCUAUGAAUACACCUGGAGAAGCAGUUCAAGAAAGUAUCGCUUUUGGCGAAAGACACUCAAACCAAGUGGCGGAUGGUACAACUGCAUUGGCACAGACCCCAACAGGAACUGGGGACAUAAUUGGGGAUAUCCUGGUGCCAGUUCCAACCCCUGCUCCGAUACCUACCGUGGAAAACGUGCGUUCUCUGAAAUCGAGGUCAAAAAUGUUGCCGACUACAUGCGUCGUCUUGGAAGCCGUCUGAAGGGAUACAUGGACAUCCAUGCCUACAGCCAGCUGUGGAUGAUCCCUUGGGGAUAUACUAAGACUCCAACCAGAGAUCAUCAGGAAUUGAUGCGAGUUUCUAAAGCUGGCGUUGAUGCUAUCCAAAGUAGUGGAUUCAACACAUACUACCGUUAUGGACCAUCAUCUGUCAUUAUAUAUGAAAACUCUGGAGGUAGCAAGGACUACACUUACGGCAAGCUGGGAAUCAAGUACUCAUUUGCCUUGGAACUGAGAGAUCGUGGCCGCUAUGGCUUCCUUCUCCCACCUAAUCAGAUCAUUCCGACCGGUAUUGAGACCUUUAACGGGAUAUUGGCAAUGGCAAGAGAGAUGAGAGUUUAGUAGGGCACAACAAUGCUACCUGUUGGUUAAAUUUGCAGAGGAUUUAUUUUGCUUGAUCUUGCACAGCUAAAAGAAUGAAUAAACUAGAGGUACUAGA
Actinia tenebrosa (Australian red waratah sea anemone) is the source of this 1434-nucleotide messenger RNA. RefSeq names its product carboxypeptidase B-like. Gene Ontology annotation, biological process: proteolysis. Gene Ontology annotation, molecular function: metallocarboxypeptidase activity; zinc ion binding. The record is from RefSeq and is a predicted model, not a curated record. NCBI's taxonomy places the organism in Eukaryota, Metazoa, Cnidaria, Anthozoa, Actiniaria, Actiniidae.